CGUAUUCUCAAAAAUUUACGAAAUCAAACAAAUCAAAAGAUGAAUCUAAUUAAACCAAAUAUGCAGACAGAGUCAGCAGCUAGGCUAGAUUUUUAUAUUAUAGAAGAAUACAAAUAUUUAGAAUUAAAAACGCAACAUUUUAUGUUCAACUGGUUAAAAUUAGCGGAUACUAGUCUAUUCACAGAGAGAAGAACGGGGAGCGUAAAAACACAACCUAAACAGCCUCUCUUCGGGUCAGGGACAGUACAAAGUCUAUUCAGACGCAAGUGGAUAGAACAUGAAAAGGACAAUACUCGUAUUUACAAUUACCAUGUCAACUGUUCAAUUGAAAAUGUUUGUUUCGUUUUGUUCAUCUCGAAGGGAGUCAUGCCGAUGGGAAGAGAAAGUAAAAAGGACCUAAAAAUCUAAACUAAAAUUUACGAAGAAGAGAAGUAAACUAAGGUAGAAAAUCGACUUGAAAUGGAAAUUAAUGGAGGAAUAAAAAUAAAAAAUAAAAAAUUUAAUAGAAGAAAAUUAUCUACUUUCUAGAGACUAUACUAAAACAUUUAUGGUUUAACUUACCAGACCGCAAAAUUUAGUAGUUGCUCACAGAUUUUACUGCAACACA
This is a messenger RNA of Hermetia illucens (black soldier fly), 607 nucleotides long. RefSeq lists its product as uncharacterized. The coding region runs from base 40 to 408 and encodes 122 amino acids. The transcript has 2 exons. The record is from RefSeq and is a predicted model, not a curated record. NCBI's taxonomy places the organism in Eukaryota, Metazoa, Arthropoda, Insecta, Diptera, Stratiomyidae.